Loxodonta africana (African savanna elephant) is the source of this 2279-nucleotide messenger RNA. Its product is annotated as olfactory receptor 5V1. Gene Ontology annotation, cellular component: membrane. Gene Ontology annotation, biological process: G protein-coupled receptor signaling pathway. The coding region runs from base 738 to 1790 and encodes 350 amino acids. The record is from RefSeq and is a predicted model, not a curated record. The transcript has a single exon. Lineage: Eukaryota; Metazoa; Chordata; Mammalia; Proboscidea; Elephantidae. Gene Ontology annotation, molecular function: olfactory receptor activity; G protein-coupled receptor activity; odorant binding.
UGAGAGGAUGACUGUACGGUAACUUUUGUUUUUCCAACGAUUUAGAAAUUGGAAAAGUCGUCUCUAAAGAAUGAACUGGGGAUUUACAUGUAAGCUCCAAACCUGUUGCCGUUGAAGUUGAUUCCAACUCAUAGCGACCCCAUAGGACAGACUAGAACUGCCCCAUAGGGUUUCCAAGGAGCACCUGGUGGAUUUAAACUGCCAACAUUUUUGUUAGCAGCUGUGGCUCUUUAACCACUAUAACACCAGAGUUUCCGUAAUUUUCAGGAUAGUUGAGAUAGUAGAUCACAUUGAGUUUGUGAAAUUCUUUUUGACCCAAUUCUCUUUGCUAUCAAAGAUUUAGUAAGAAAGUUACUAAGUAUUCUAAUGACCAUAUUGAUGAGUUGUUAUUGAAGUAAAGUGACUAAGAGUGGUUGGCCUGGGAACCAGGGAUAUGCUAUUCUCGUAGUUAUCAUGAUUGAACAGAGAAGUAUUCAGGAAAACCUGGAAAUGUCAGAGUGAGGGCAAGAACAAAAACUCAGGGAAAUACGUAGCGAAUAUGCUUCUAUGCAAAGCUCAAUGUUAUCCUCUAUAAAGCCAUUUCACAUAGCUACACAGAAAAGAGGCCAGGAUAGGAAAAGGGAGAGAGAAAGAGAAAGAGAGGUGAAACAUUGGCUAUAUUUACAUCUACAUGGGUGAUAAGUAGGAGCUAUGGUUUGUGCAGGGGUGCUGCUCCUCUGGGUAUGAAUCUGAUGUAGAUGCUGAUGAUUUUUGUUUUUAACAUUUUUGUUUUUUUGUUUUUCAGACCAUUGCUACUGCAGCAUAUCAUCACUGUAAUCUAUGCGUCCCAUUGCCCAGUUCCCAAAAAGAAACCAGGCAACAUCAUGGAAGGAAAGAAUCAAACAGCUCUAUCUGAAUUCAUCAUCUUGGGAUUCUGCAACCUAAAUGAAUUACAGUUUUUACUAUUCACCGUCUUCUUUCUGACUUAUAUCUGCACUUUGGGAGGGAAUAUAUUCAUUAUGUUAGUGACUAGGGCUGAUCCACACCUACACAUUCCCAUGUAUUACUUUCUAGGGAACUUGGCCUUUCUUGACAUCUGCUGCACCACCACCAAUGUCCCCCAGAUGAUGGUGCAUCUCCUAUCUCAGAAGAAAAGCAUUUCCUAUGGGGGAUGUGUGGUUCAAAUUUUUGCAUUCAUUUUCUUUGUAGGAUCAGAGUGUCUCCUCCUGGCAGCAAUGGCAUAUGAUCGUUACAUUGCAAUCUGCAAACCUUUAAGGUAUUCAGUUAUUAUGAACAAAGUACUGUAUAGCCAGUUAGCAGCCUCAUGCUGGACUGGUGGUUUUCUCAACUCAGUGGUGCACACCGUACUGACAUUCCACCUGCCCUUCUGUGGCAACAACCAGAUUAAUUAUUUCUUCUGUGACAUCCCGCCUUUGCUGCUUUUGUCUUGUGGGGACACAUCUGUCAAUGAACUGGCAUUGCUUUCCACUGGAGUCUUCAUUGGUUGGACUCCUUUCUUGUUUAUCAUCUUUUCCUACCUUUACAUAAUCUCUACCAUCUUGAAAAUUCAAUCAUCAGAAGGGAGGAAAAAAGCCUUUUCUACAUGUGCCUCCCAUCUGGUCAUUGUCCUUCUCUACUAUGGCAGUGCCAUCUUCACCUAUGCUCGGCCCAUCUCAUCUUACUCAUUAGAGAAAGACAGACUGAUCUCAGUAUUGUACAGUGUUGUAACUCCCAUGCUAAACCCUAUAAUUUACACACUGAGGAAUAAGGACAUCAAAGAGGCCGUGAAAGUCGUGGGAAGGAAGUGGUAGCCAUCAACAUCCCUCUUUUGAUAUAUAACAUUCACUUACCUGUGAUCAAUAUUCUUUUAUUAGAAAAUUCACUUUUUACCAGCUGGCUGUUUCUAGUGAUGCUCAAUUUAUAAGUUGAUUGCAAUGAUGGGACAGAUAUUGAACAGUUGGCACACUCAACCUUAGUGUACAUGUUCUUGAGUUUUUGUUGGUCCUGUGGUGAGAGACAAAGAUGCUAACUUCUUUAUUUUUUUUAGGUGCUACCUUCUUAUGGAUCCUUUCCAUUCCUGAAUUCUCUAUCCAAAAGAGUAAUAUUUGUUUGAUGGGCUUCAUCUUUUGGCGCUUUCCUUCCUUCUCCAUAUUAUUCCCUGCAUGUUGAGGAGAAGUGAAAGAUUUUCUCCUCAUGAUCAUUUUAUAUGUUAAUCAUAUUUCUGUAUAUUUAAGUCAUGCUUUUGACCUUUCCCUACUGUUGCUAGGUAGCAGGGAUUCAGUUGCGACUUAUAAUGACCG